AUGAUGGCUGAUGACUCUCAGCGAAACUUUCGCUCAGUGUAUUAUGAAAAAGUGGGGUUUCGUGGAGUUGAAGAGAAGAAGUCACUGGAAAUUCUGUUAAAAGAUGACCGAUUGGAUAUUGAGAAGCUUUGCACAUUUAGUCAAAGGUUUCCUCUCCCAUCCAUGUAUCGUAUACUGGUGUGGAAGGUGCUCCUAGGAAUUAUUCCUCCUCACCAUGAAUCCCAUGCUUUGGUGAUGAAGUACCGGCAGGAGCAGUACUGGGAUAUACACCAUGCUCUUUGUGUAAUUCGUUUUAUUAAUGAUUCUACUCCACAGGUAGAUGUUUUCCUCCGUAUACAUCAGCUGGAAUCAGGAAAAUUGCCUCGAAACUCUGCUUUUCCAUUGGAGCCUGAAGAUGAAGUGUUUCUUGCUAUUGCUAAAGCAAUGGAGGAAAUGGUGGAGGAUCCUAUAGAAUGCUAUUGGCUUGUCAGCUGCUUUGUGAAUCAGCUGAACAGCAAGCACAAAGAUUCAUUACAACAAUUGCCAAAAUUUCUGGAGCAGUAUUUGAACAUUGAAGACAACAGACUCCUGGUGCAUCUGAAAGCAUGUGCUGCAAUGAGCAAACUCCCCUAUGAUCUUUGGUUUAAAAAGUGUUUUGCAGGCUGUUUACCUGAGUCUAGUUUACAGAGAGUUUGGGACAAAGUUAUUAGUGGCUCCUGCAAGAUUCUUGUUUUUGUUGCUCUGGAGAUAUUAUUAACCUUUAAAAUGAAGAUAAUAGCACUGAAUACUGCAGAGAAGAUCACACAGUUUUUAGAAAAUAUUCCUCAAGAUAACACUGAUGCUAUCGUCAGCAAAGCUGUUGAUCUCUGGCGCACUCACUGUGGGACUCCAGCACACUCAGUAUGAGAACUUCCCUUGCUUAUGACAUCUUGGGGAAAAUAGGACAUUUAAAAAGACAUUUUGCUACUCUUCCCCCAUCCUAGUCUGAUGUUCUUCAUUUCAUCUUCGAUGUAAAGAUGCUGUUGAAGCAGCUGAUAUCAUACUGAUCAAUAUGUACAUAUUUUUUCAAUAAAUACAGAUGGAA
Molecule: messenger RNA, 1063 nt
Organism: Chaetura pelagica (chimney swift)
Lineage: Eukaryota; Metazoa; Chordata; Aves; Apodiformes; Apodidae
Gene: TBC1D7
Product: TBC1 domain family, member 7
Exons: 7
Coding region: 1-885 (294 amino acids)
Biological process (GO): activation of GTPase activity; negative regulation of TOR signaling
Molecular function (GO): GTPase activator activity
Source: RefSeq, a predicted model, not a curated record